AUGGAGGCGGUUUCCGCGGCAGCGAACAUCAUUGCCGUCCUCCAGCUCGUGGAAAGGAUUACAUUACUUUGCUCCCGAUAUGUCAAGGCCGUCAAAGGUGCAAAAAGCGACAUCGAACGCCUGCAGCGCGAGCUUGAAGGUCUUAGGCACGUCCUGAAUGGCGUGCACCAACUUGUUCAAGGCCCAAGCGGGGCACGGCUUGAAACAUCGCAGCUCUUGAUGCCGGCGCUCCAGCGGUGCUUCACGGAACUAGACGGGCUGGGAAACACCUUGGAGCAACCUUUGGCACCCGGGAAACGUGGGCGGUUGCUGAUGCGUUUUGGGCUCCGCGACCUUAAGUGGCCGUUCCAGAGCGCCCAGAUUGACCGGACCGUUGAAUCCCUCACCAAGUUCCGGGAUACGUUUUCCGCUGCUCUUAACCUGGACCAGACACGGCUCCUUUCUAAACAUCUCGAGCGUGUGGAGGAUGAAGAGUGCCGCGAAAUUCUAGAAUGGGUGUCCCCGAUCCCUUAUGGAAAACAGCAUGAUACGGUGAAAGAGGCCCGGACCCCCGACACAUGUGAAUGGCUCUUACAGCACAAGAAGUUUGGGGACUGGAACACCUCAAGCUCGUCUGUGAUUCUGUGGCUACAAGGUUCCCCUGGUGCCGGGAAAACGUUUCUUACUUCCAAAGUCAUUGACCAUGUUUUGAGCUCGAUUGAGAGGUCGCCGGGCGGGGAUGGAUUUGCGUUCUUCUACUGCAAUCGUAAUGAAGAGAACCGCCGGAAGCCGCUUUCAGUGCUUCGAAGUUUUGUGCGCCAGCUGGCUACAGCACCAGGUUACCCAAAGGAGAUACAAAGGAAGCUACGGGAGAUGUGGAGGGAUAGGGCGACGCAUGGGUCAGAACUCGGUAUCGCCAAUUGUCGAGUCCAGUUGCUGGAGUCGGUGAAUUUGUUCCCGAGGACCACCCUCAUACUCGACGCUUUAGAUGAGUGUGAGCCUAGUUCACGUUCUGAGCUUAUCAGCACCAUCGAGUUUCUGCUUUCAAAAUCCAACAAUGCGCUCAGGGUAUUUAUAUCAAGUCGCCCGGACCGAGAUAUCCGACGCCAAUUCGCCGAUAAGCCUAAUAUUGAGAUUCAAGCAAGGCAUAAUGAAGGCGACAUCACAAAGUUUGUCCAGGGGGAAGUCAUGAAACACGGCAACUGGAAGGGCAUGUCUCAGACGUUACAAAACGAAAUCGUGCACACUCUUCUUCAACGUAGCGAAGGAAUGUUCCAGUGGGUGUUUCUGCAGACUCAGCAGCUUCUCGAACUCGAAACGGAACCCGCCAUCCGCGACCGGUUGGGGAAGAUACCCCCUACCCUUGAAGCAACGUACGAUGAGAUAUACAGUAAAAUACAAGCCCGGAAUCACCAUGAUCGAAUCUUAGCGGACCGCGCCUUUCAGUGGGUAAUGUGUGCUAGCACGCCUUUCACCAGCGUCGAACUUUUAUCCGCGAUCCGAUUGGGUUCCGAAAGCGAUGUUUUUAGUCUAGAGCCCGAGAUUACCGAGUCCCAGCUGCUUCACCUCUGCAACCACUUGCUUCUCAUUGACAGCCUGCGAGGCGUCUGGAGGUUCUCCCACCUGUCAGUAGUGGAAUAUUUCGAAAAGACCCGAUGGAGUCUCCGCCAGGUACAUUACCACGCGGCCGUGGUUUCCCUCAAGCUGUUGCUUGAGACGUACGACGACGCGAGAUGCGGCGACCCAGAGCCACAUGAUCAGAAGCCAGAUGUCGCCCUGGAAGUUGAGGCGGAAGAUGAUGCGCCUGACAUACUCCAUCCGCGCCACCCCUUUCAAAACUAUGUACACGGUCACCUCCUGCUACACGCCCAGGCCCAGAGAGAGUGGGAAGAACACGAAGCGGAACUGAAACCAGAAUUCGCUAAAUUGCUCAAGGCCUUUCUUGGCCCCCCGAACAAUAGCAGCUCCCAGUACCGACGGUGGCAUCGGCAAAUGGCGACAAAGGGACAGAGUGCAUGGCUACCUGGUUUUCGCGGUGCUACCAUAAAAAACAUUUCCCCCGAGGAUUUCAAUGUGUUGGCGGCGUGUUACGGCUCCGUUAGCACCGCAAUACACGAUUGGUGGGCAAAUGCUCCCGUUUUGGAUUCGGUUGAGAACGAAGUGGGCGAGAAUCUCCUCCUCAUUGCGGCCGAAGGGGGGGACAUACCCAUGGUUAAAGUUCUUCUCGACCAUGGGAUCGCAAUUAACGGACUCGCUAGCUGCGCGCGGGGCCACGCGCUUGCUGCCACAGCCUCCAAGGGGGACCUUGAGAUGGUUAAGUUUCUGGUCAGUCGCGGAGCGGAUGUUAAGCUGCAACUCAAGGCUGGCGAUUGUGGCAGUGCCCUGACGGCGGCGGCUCUCCAAGGAAACUUGGAUGUUAUUCAGUUCCUCAUCGAGCAGGGGGUGGAUAUCAACGUGGAGGACCAGCAUGGGCAGUACGGUAGUGCCCUUGUGGCAGCCAGCGCCCGGAAGGAUACCGAGGCCCUUCAGCUCCUGACCCAGCAUUCCCCCAACAUUAACUUGCCUCUCCGGUGUGGCUACUACGGGAGCGCCCUUGCGGCCGCAUCGAACUUGGGUAGGACUGAAGCUGUCCAGCUUUUACUCCAGGGCGGGGCAGACGCCAACAUGCAGGUCCGGGGCCGCUGGUACGGGAGUGCUCUGUGUGCAGCGGCAGCUGGCGGAAAGAUUGAAGAGAUUGGGAUCUUGAUUCAACACGGGGCGGAUGUCAAUAUGCAGGUUCGACAUGGGAGGCAUGGGAGUGCGCUCGCGGCCGCAGCGUCUCAGUCAAAUACCGAUACUGUCGACUUCUUAAUCCAACAGGGCGCGGAUGUCAACAUGAAGCUGCGGUACGGGCCAAAUGGCUGCGCGCUCGCGGCGGCGGUUGUUCGAGGACACCACGGAAUUGUCCAGUUUCUAGUCGACCAGGGGGCGGACUUCUGUACAUAA
Messenger RNA from Dichotomopilus funicola, 2964 nucleotides. RefSeq lists its product as uncharacterized. Lineage: Eukaryota; Fungi; Ascomycota; Sordariomycetes; Sordariales; Chaetomiaceae. The transcript has 6 exons. Gene Ontology annotation, molecular function: protein binding. The coding region runs from base 1 to 2964 and encodes 987 amino acids. The record is from RefSeq and is a predicted model, not a curated record.